Messenger RNA from Durusdinium trenchii, 2599 nucleotides. The record is from the annotation of a GenBank genome assembly. NCBI's taxonomy places the organism in Eukaryota, Dinophyceae, Suessiales, Symbiodiniaceae.
GGAGUGUCUGGGAUAUUUCAAGAACUCAGACUCGUUGGCCCCAAAAAGUUGGCCACUGCUGAUGCAUUGAAUCGAGCCAUCAGCAAAUCAAGCCAAUCAAGCCAUCAGCCAAUUCCUGGUCCAAGCUACAUGGAUCCAAAGGCUUUAAGGAGAGAUGCAGAUCGAGGCCAAGCUGCUUGGGACCUGAAGGUUCAAGAGCUGGCAGACCGAGGCAUUUGCUUGUGUCAGCUGCUGGACUUCUAUGCUUUGCUGGGCAAAUCUGUGAUGCCCGGCUUUCACCCGGCCCGAAGCACAACUAAUGACGUGGUGCGGCAGGCUAUCAUUCCUUUAUCAGCUCCAAGUCAGAGGUCCGAGCAUGGACAGGCUUAUGCCUGCAAAGUGGGAGAGGAAGAGACUUCAUGUCAUGGACUUUAGCUAGGAGGUGUUUUUUUUCUCCCAUGGUUCCCCCAAAGCCAAGUCCCUCAAUGUGAAGCUAAUCCAAGCGGCCAAUUUUUGGCUUAGAGAAUCUAUGACAUAGAGUGAGAGUCUAUGUGUGGGCGGAAUAUCUGAAUAUAUAUCUCCAUUGGUUGGGGUGUUGCCCUCCAGCACUCCUAGGAAAGGCAGCCCGCCAGCCGAAUGGUGACGCACAACUGGGACAACAUCUUCAGCCACCUAGUGGCCGCCAUUCUGGCGGAUGCCUUUGAUGUGCCAAGCUAUGGGCCAUUCUUGAUGCAUUUGGAUGAGAAGUUGCCAGCGUUAAGGGAUGAGCUGGCCAAGAGAGGUCAGCUGGACGUGAGUUAUUGGAUUUGCGCUUUCACCGUGAAUCAGCACAGCAGCAUCUGUGGAGGAUUUGGUCCCGCCCCACAGGGCGAUGACUUUGCUGCUUGGGAUCGGAAACGCUAUGAUUCGGUCACGGGAGAAGCGUAUCCGCUCUGCGGCUGUGCUACUCCGAAGUUUUUCAACAAGGAUUGGGACUUGACAGAGCUCAACAAGUUUGAUCCGAUGAUGGAAUGCAUGUCUCUCAGAUACUCUGACAUGAGACAAGUGAUCGCUGUGGAUGAACGUUUGGAUUUGUUCACCCGGGCAUGGUGUAUUGCUGAAAUGCAUAUGGCGCACAAACUCCAGAUCUUGCAAAGGGUCAAGUUGUAUGAUUUGGACAUGCUGGUGGAUACACCUCAUUUUGAACACCUUGACAUUCAAAAGUGCAAGGCUUCCAGGAAGGAGGAUGAAGAUGAGAUUUUGUCCAAAAUCGAGGACAAAGCCAGAUUCAACCACGAAGUCAAAACCCUGCUUUCUGACCCGGUGGAUGGGAUUUUGGUUUCCCCGCUCUGGCACAAAUCUCGUGAGUUGGCCAUGCGCAGCAUCGAAUUGAGCGACAUGUUGAACUUUUUUGGGUCUUUGAGUACCAUGAUGCCCCACUACGAUGCUCGUUUGAGCACCACAUCCGAUGUAGUUCGAGGCGCCAUCAUCCCCAAUUCCGUGGCUUUUCCCAGAUACCGAAGGAGUUUGGAGCGCAGCACUGCGCACAACUCUUGCACCCCACGAUGGCCAGCUUUUGCAUUUUCGACCGUGCUCAAGCCAUGGGGUGCUGCCCCAGCCUGCUGCUUUGUAAGCCAAAACUGGCAGAUGCCAUUUGCCACGGUGCUCGCCCGAAUCACCGCCAAUGCAUUGCAAAGGUCAACGUUUGGCGGAGUCCUCGAGUCGUUGUGCGAAGGUGGUUCCGUGGAGGUACUCGUGGAGGUGGCCAAGCAUGAGGUGGGUUCGUGCGCUUAUUGGCUUGACGCCUUUUGCAUCAACCAGCACACGUCCAUUUGUGGUGGGAACCCCGCUGGAGACAGAGACUCCGUCACAGGCACACAGUAUUACACGUGUGAUUGCGGCAAUAGAAAGGCAUGGUCACUGUCAUUUCAGUGUGAACUGAAUAAAUCUCAAGAGGUACUUGAAAUUUUGCAACUUAAGAUGCCAUCGCUGCGAUGCAUUUUUCUGGUGGAUGAACUGCAUUUUGCCCAUCUGUGGUGUGUAGGCGAACUCUUGGAUGCAAUGCUUUUGGACAUUCCUUUGGAGGGCAUGGUUCAAAGUUAUGAUUCGAGUGGACCACGUUGGGAUUUUCGAACGUUCGACCUGAGCCAGCUGCAAUGCUACCACGGGUUUCUGGUGCCAGGCCAAUGGAACCGCGAUUCUCUUGAGGCGACUUUGCACCGACUUCCAUAUGGAGUAGAGCACUUCAAUGAGUCCUCGGCUAGCUGAGAUUGUUUUUUGUGUUGUUUUCCGUUUGAUUCCCAGGGUUAGUAAAUUAAGAUCAAAUGCUCCUCCAUUUUGUGUAGCCUCAUUCAACAUUACUAACAUUUAUGCUGCCGCGAAGGAAACUAUGUGUUUGACAGUUUGAAACAUUUACAUGUGCUGCCCACCUAAAAACUGUGCAAGCAAGCAUAACUUAAAAGUUAGACUUUCGAUCAAAAAUGUGCUGCUCACCUAAAAACUGUGCAAGCAAGCAUAACUUAAAGGUUAGACUUUCGAUCAAAAAAGGAUACUGCCGAAAUAUGCGGAAACUAUACUAUAGUUGACCAACACCUCGAGAAAACAAACACACUGGAGAGACUGUGGUUGACAAAAACCUCAG